Messenger RNA from Populus euphratica (Euphrates poplar), 1605 nucleotides. RefSeq names its product cell number regulator 13-like. Bases 269 to 1435 code for a protein of 388 amino acids. Gene Ontology annotation, biological process: cell surface receptor signaling pathway. The transcript has 7 exons. NCBI's taxonomy places the organism in Eukaryota, Viridiplantae, Streptophyta, Magnoliopsida, Malpighiales, Salicaceae. The record is from RefSeq and is a predicted model, not a curated record.
CAACAACUUAAAACCAAUAUAUUCUGAAAAUAAUCUAGUCUGUUAAAACAAAUUACUAUCGAACAUGUUAGUUAAUUUUCCAUCCCUUCAUUUUACGAAGUUCGUAAACCAUGGCCUCUGUGUUAGAUUUGAACUUUAACAAAGCAAAUAAAACCCCAAAGGUAGAAACACUUCCUUAAACACCUCAUUUAAUGCUGGACUCCCCUUCACACUCUGUAGUGAUCACUACUCUCUCCAUUUUCUCUCUAAAGCUACAAAAUUUAUAAAAAUGGCAAAUCUUGCACAGGUAGCAGGAGUAGACACAUCAGGCCUUGCAAACAUGAUCAUAUCAUCAGCAAGAAACGCCACCGCGCACAAGAAAAACUGCGAGCAACUAGCAGAGCACGUGAAGAUUAUAAGCAACCUGCUAGAGAAGAUAAAAUCAACGGACCUGGUGAACUUGCCUGCUACAAAAGAGCCAUUGGAUUGUCUAGAGGAAGCUUUGAGGAAGGCACUUGAUUUGGUGGAGAGCUGCAAGGAAAAGAGCUAUCUAUACAUGCUUGCUAUGGGAUGGAGUGUCGUUUAUCAGUUCAGACAAGUUCAUGAUGAAAUUGAUAGGUAUCUUAGGCUCGUACCCUUGAUUUCUCUGGUCCAUGAGUUCAGGAUGCAGGAUGUAAAGGAAGGCUGGCAGGCAAUUGAAGAGGAUCGAAGAGACUAUACCCUCGAUGAAGACGAUGUAGAGGCUCAAAGUGUGAUUUUAAAACCUGACCGUUCAAAGAAAGAUGCAAACAUGUUGGAGAAGUCUCUAUCUCGCAGAUAUCCUGACUUGGGAUUCCAGGAGGUUCUCCAAGAAGAAAAAGAGAAAUUACAGAUUGAGCUGCAGAGAUCAAGAACAAGCAAGGAGCCAGAUCAAUGCCGAGUAAUUGAACAUCUGAUUGAGGUAACAGAAAAUGUCGUCAAUGAUGUUCCUGCAAAGAAGGUUACGAAACUUCUUGUUAAUGAGCCAACUUAUGUUGUCUCAGGGUACAUAACCAAUGCAAGAUCCAGCAAUGGGGUCCUAAAGCCUGGAGAUAAGUGCCAGUCUGAAUGGCAGGUUGAUCUUUUUGAUUGUUUCAAGGAGCCAUGUUUGAGCUUGAAGACCUGCAUUUAUCCCUGCGGUGUAUUUUCAAGGAUAGCCAAUGUGGUGUCGAAAGGAAAGACAUCUCGCGAGCGUGCGAUUAAUGAUCUAAUGGCGUACUCCAUUUUUUGUGGAUGUUGCUGUUACACCUGCUGCAUCAGGAAAAAAAUUCGGCACCUUUUCGACAUUGAGGGAGGCUCAUGUGAUGACUUCUUAACUCAUGUCAUGUGUUGCUGUUGUGCAAUGGUUCAAGAAUGGCGAGAGCUUGAAGUCAGAGGCUUUGAAGGUUGCCCGGAGAGAAAGAUGAUUCCUCCGCCUUACCAGUAUAUGAUGCCUUAACUAUGAACAAUAUGCUGCUCUCUACAAGUUCUAUUUACCAUAUACAUGUAACUAAACACUUCAACAGAGGCAUGGCGCUGGAACAUUCUGCAGAGACAAUGUGUUGGAGCCAUAUUGUACCUUUUAAGUUGACUUGAAAAUGAGAUACACGCUAAGUGAAACCUAUUUCU